Messenger RNA from Arachis stenosperma, 983 nucleotides. RefSeq lists its product as uncharacterized. The coding region runs from base 76 to 534 and encodes 152 amino acids. The transcript is spliced from 5 exons. The record is from RefSeq and is a predicted model, not a curated record. Lineage: Eukaryota; Viridiplantae; Streptophyta; Magnoliopsida; Fabales; Fabaceae.
AUCCAACACGUGCUUCUCUCUUUCAAUCUUAUCCAUUCCCUUUGCUUCAUCAAUUACUAGCUAGUUACUACUUUCAUGGACAACAACAAAAAGAAAUCUUCUUCUUCCUCAUCAUCCUCUUCCACCACCAACUUUGACCAUCUUUUUGGUCCCAAGGAUCCCUCUACCAUCUCAUCUUCUUCCACAAGCAUCUUUGGCUCUAUUUUUCCCCCUCCUUCUUCCACUGUUGGAGGAGGGAGAGAUUCAAGGAAGCAGGAGGUGGGAUUCAAAAAUUAUGGAGCACCAGGUAAUUACGGUAAAGGUGAAAGCAGUUGUGGCAACAAGAAUGAGACAGUGGAGCCCAGCAGCUACUACAGUUCAUCAAUCUACUAUGGUGGUCAAGAAAAUUAUUCCCCAAAAACAACAACAUCAUCAACCAGGACCACUGAAUCCCACCAUGCUUUUAACAAAGAUAAGAAAGAUGAUGAUCCCGAUGGUAACGACUCAAAUAGCGCCUCAAGAGGAAACUGGUGGCAAGGUUCCCUUUAUUAUUGACACACUACUACACACUUAACUCCCCGGCCAUGUUGCAGGGUGAUGUGAACUCUGAAGAAUUAACUAUAUAUAAAGUGUAUGAUAAAAUUAAAUAAGAGAUCAGAUGCUAGCUAGUCCUGGUUAAGUAGUAUAUUAACAACAUUAUGGGUGUUUUUUUUUUAAUUAAUACCAAGCAGGUCGCUUCACAUACAUAACGUUAACUGCACAUAAACUAAAGUAGUUAGCCCUUACUAUCAAAAUCAAUAGUACUUAAUUAGUACACAUAUAAAUUAUAGUUGCUCCCUGCUGCUCAGUUUGUUUUUGUAAUUUUAUUUUACAUAAAAGGUUAGUUUCGUCUUUGUAGCUGACCUUCAGCUUUAGACUUUAGGUCUUGUAUUGUUACAAUCGUGUGAUCUCCUUAGCUUGUUGCAUGUACUUUCAGGUUUCUGGGUCUAUAUAAUAUAGUGUAU